Molecule: messenger RNA, 16785 nt
Organism: Podarcis lilfordi (Lilford's wall lizard)
Lineage: Eukaryota; Metazoa; Chordata; Lepidosauria; Squamata; Lacertidae
Source: the annotation of a GenBank genome assembly
GCGGUGCAUGCCGGGCACGGGAAAGGGAAGAGCGCGAGUGGCUGUGGCGGCUGCGGCGCGUCGGGGCCUCGAUGUCUCGGGGCGGCGGCGCGUCGGGGCCCGGCUGGGGCUGGUGGCCUCCGUCGCGGCGGCGGAAUCCUCGCGAACGAGAGCAGCAGCAGCGGGGCCGGCGGAGAGGCGGAGGGUCGUCUGAGGGCGGCCGGGCUUGGGCCUUCCCUGCGGCCGCGGCGGCAGCGGCCGCGGCGUCGCUGUCGCUGCUGGUGCUGCUGCUGGGCCUGUCCGGGGCGGCGCUCUCGCUGGUCGUGGCGGCGGCGGCCGGGGGAGCCUGGGCGGCCGCCUCGUCCUCGGCGGGAGGCGGCGGCUUCGGGAAGGAGAUGAAGGGGCCGCCGUCGCUGCCCCACCGCGCCUUCUCCCCCGCCUUGGCCAACGGGGGCCCUGCCAUGGGGGGCGGAUGCUGCUACGCCUCACCGGCCCCGGUCCUGCCCGAAAGGAAGCGGCGGCAGUUGCAGCAGCAGCAUCAAAGAGGGAGCUGCGGGUAAGAAGAGGGCGACGGGUAGUCCUCUCUCCACGCCCCCCACCCAAGAACGCUCGGAAGAAAGGAGCGCCCUUCUGCACUCUGCACAUGUUUAGGGGGCAGAAGCUUGUCACACUCCUCUCUCCACAACUUCCACCCAUGCUCGGGGGAAGAGAGGAGCGCUCUUUUGCACUCUGUACAUGCGGGGUUGUGGUGAGGAAAGACGCCUGCUGCUUGUGCAGGGCCUCCAGCAGAGCACAUGCCCAUUUAUUGGUGAUGGGAAAGCAAACCGAAGAGAAGCUGACCUUGUCCAUUAUUCUUCCUGCUCCACUGGUUGUCUUCAGCUUGUCUAGGGAGCUCCUUCUCCAUCUUUGGGCACGUGGAUGUGCAAAAUAAAGCUCCCUCAACCAUCCACAUGUUCGCCUCCCACACCUUGAACCCAGCCUUCCUUCCUUCUCCAACACACACCCCUCUCACUUGCAUGUGGGGCAAGGCACUCCUCCUGCCUGCUGUUGAGCUCCUGCCUAAAAGUGCAGUUUUUGUUCCCCAGGGUUUAGCCUUUUGUAUUGAGGCAGCUUCUGUAGCUAUGAUGGUUCCAGGAUAACUUUGGAAGAAGAGAGUGAUUUUGCUAGAGGGGUCUCUGGGGGGCCCUUGGUAAAGGUCUUGUGGGGGACCAAGGGAGCUUAGGGCAGAUUAGGACACUAGGUUUCGGGCAAGACCUUUCCCCCAGCAUGGCCUGGAGGAGCAUGUGGGCUGCAACCUCUCCUGCCCACCUCACUGCAUUCCUCCCACUUCCGGUUGCUCUUUCUGCUCUGCAUCAUUUCCCACUCUUGGCCCUGGUUGCAGUUAGUCACAAUAACUUGCCUGGCCAUGCUUGUCAUUUGACAGUGCACUGGAGUGUCAUUCAGCUUUUGUCUUUUUACUCCCUUCUCAUUAAAUUAUUUUAGUAUCAGAUCCUGGACUUCUUUACCCUUCCAAGUUCCCCAUCCAUUGCUGCUCUUCUUCUAGAGCUCCUGUCAUAUUCCUCUUGGGGCUUCCAACACAGAAAAGCUCAGGUUUCCUUUCCCCUCCCUCCUGUUUCACUUUCAUUCAAAGCCUUGGAACAUUUAAUCACCCUGCUGUGUGGUGCUAAUCCAGGUGCUUUAGUUGAAAGCAGUGGGUGCUGAAUGUCCUGAGGGAGCCCCAUCACUGCCUAGAGACCAGCCAGGCUUUUUUCUCAAGGCUGAAUGUGCCAGUUUGGGAUCAACAGUUGUGCUUGUUGCCAGACUGUGUUGAGAGAGAUUCUGUUGUUUGUUCUUUAUCAGCUUUACCAUUGUAUUUUAAAAAGGGCAGGUUAGACACUUUGAGUGAUGUUGGUUUCAGCCAGAAUAGUUAGGUGUGUAAAUGGUCUAAACAAUAAAGAAAAAGACCCAACUCAGGCAUGUGUCCUUUUGCUGGCAGUAGCUUUCCUGUGAGGGGUAGGGCUGUGUCCCAGUGGUAGGACAGAAACCUAGACAGAAUCUCCAGGAAGGGCUGAGAGUGUCCCCUGCUGAAGACCCUGGAGAGCCUCUGCCAAUCAAUACAGACAGUACUAAGCUAGGUGGACCAGUUUGGUCCAAGCUCUGUGUAGGACAGCUUCUUGUGUUCUAAAAGGCUAAUGUAUUGGAGGCUUUUUUGUUUAGCAGCAAAUAACACUACUAAGGUAGGGACUAGAUAGAUGUUUAUCAAAUUACACAUGGCAUAUAGGAAAUGGUGAGAUUAUAUAGAGACUUCCUUCCACCAUAAGACUGGAACCUCAGGUGGCUGAUUACUUUGAUUGUCAGUAGACAAGAAAAUGCUUCUAUAGGCAGGAUUAAUCCAUGGGGCUUGCUUACUGCAAGCUGUAGCGUUGGCCCCUGGCUUAGAUGGCAUGUUCAGAGGAGGGGGAGGGUUGUUGAUGGCUGAAUGGAACCUUCAGACAUCUUCAGGGGCAGAAUCAGAUGCUGGGAAGGGUUGCUGCCCCUUCCCCCCAGCUUGGGGGCUUCCCAGAGGCACCAGGAUGGCUAAUGUGAGAAGCAUCAGGAUGCAGGGUGUGGUGAUUCUUGUAGCUGCAGUGUGAUCUGCUUGUUUCCUCACAGAGGAUUGGAUUCUCAGCAUCUUCAUUCCAGUCCCUUGUGUGGAAGUGGCUUGUCCAAAACUUUCUGCAUUGUGAUGAGUUCAGAGAUGGCAAGUCCAGGAAAUGUGUGCUGUGAAGAGAGAAAUACCUUUUUGUCUUCUGCAGGAAAUUGCCUUACAUAAAGGCAUCCCUGAAGUCAUAGGCCUGAAUGUUGAUGCGCUUGCCUUGCAUUAAGGAAUUGAGGAAAGCAUUCCAGCAUAUCCCUCUCCUGUCUUGAGAGGCUGCUGGGGCAGGACUUUUCCUUAUGAAGUAGGUGGGGAGCCCAUUUCGGCACCUCAUUUCUUUGAACAUGAAUCAGCCAACUUUAAACUGUUAGAGGAGCCCCUCUCUCCUUCCAUGAGCUCAUGUGGGUGUUCAAUAGAAUGCCAUACAUUUGAUGUGAUAUAUCUGAGCUUCACAGCCUCCAUGUGUGUUUGUUAGGUUAGGUGAACUUAACAGCUCAGCAGUGAUUUUAACAAUUAGAUGGAGAUUGCUUGAUGUAUAUCUUUCAGAUGAAUAACAGAAGCCUUCCACACUUGAAUCCAGCCACUGCUGCACUAGUGUUCAGGUUGGUGUAGUGAGGACAGUGUCUGCCAAGUAUUUUGCCAGGGCAGUAAAGCAACCGGCAGUAUAAACUGGUGGAUCAUGUGUCUUGCUAUUUGUGGCUGAGGUUAUCGACACUCAGAGCGCCAUCAGUGCUCAGCUUUUGAACGUGUGUAGUUUCCCCCAGGUUCUUCUUACAAAGUGGAUCAUGGUUGUGAAAAGAAACCCCUUGUAGGGGCCAAGAAGAGAACUUGUCUGUUCACUUUGAGGGUUUCCUUUUCCAGCUGGUACUUUUUGAGGAAAGGCCAGCCGUUCUUUGAACAUCUUCUUUCCCUCUGUCUUGACUGACCGUGUUCUUUUCUCUCUUCAGGGACCACCUCUCUGCAUCACCUCAUUUUAUGCUGUCCCCUCGGCGGCGCUACCCCAUCCAGCAGGCACAGUACGCCUCUCUGGGGACCCUGCCCUCAAUCUGCUGGGAUGGAUAUCGGCGUAAAAACAGGCUGUCUGUCCACAACUCCAGCCUGGCCCGGAGCCCUGUGACGGUGAAGAUUGCUCGGCCAGACAGCAGCCUCUGCCGUUCCCCACUGUAAGUCUCUGGCUAGGAUCUGUCCCAAGCCAAGCAAUUCCUUCAUGGGUAUAUUUUUUAUAUUUUAAUAAUCAAAAGAUUAACAAAAGCAACAAACAAUAAGCAGAACAAAAUGCAACAAGACAAAACAAAAAGCCAAAACAUUUUUUAAAAAAUCAAACUAAAACACAAUUCCAAUAAAUGUUUAAAAUGGCUGGGUAGAGCUAGGAGAAAUUGGGGAGAUCCCUUCUGGUGGAUUUUGAUUUUGAUUUUAGGUGUGUACACAGCCUAAAUCUCACUUGGCCCUGUUGCCUCAUUAGGCCAUGUCCUGAUUGGUUGGUGUGAGCGGCCAACCCUCUCUUCCUCCUCUUCAGCUGAUGGCCCUAGAAUGACUUCUUAAUCAGCAUCAGCUUGUUGCCCUAGAAGAGCUUUGUGAGGUCAUGAGCCAGCCCUCAGGCUGAUGUGCAGAGAGACUCCUUGCAGCCAUAACUCUUGCCAACAAUAUCUCACUGGAUUCAGGCGGGUGGGGACACCUUGCCUCCUGGGUGAGAGCAUAUUGUUGGGAUGCAGGAGAGCUCCGAUUCCUUAUGACUACUGUUUCUUCCUAUUCACAGGUUGGAGCAGCUGGCUUCCCCCGUGGCUUUCUCUGCAACGCCCAACAGUACCCUGGACCCAUGCGCCAAAGAGACGGUCUUGAGCGCUCUCAGGGAGAGCCGAAAGAGGGCCGUGGAGGAGGAGGAGGAGGGAGAGGAGGACCGGAAUGUCCCAGGUGGCCAGGAGAGCAAGAGGAGGUAACAGUCAGCAGUGGCCUGUCUGGUUGCCAGCAGCAUCCGUUAGGGCACAAAGGGGCUGAGAUCCUGGGACUGAAGAUGUCGGCCUCAGAACCAUUGAUGCUUAAUCACUGAGAAAAGGCAGAAACAACCCAAGUCGUACCUUGCCCCUAUCAAGGCAGGAGUGGGUUCUUGGUGACAUAGUGAGCCUCAGGUUCCUACAUGUUGUUGGAACUCUCUAUAUCCCCCAAGUCUCUUAAGUGAGUGAACUACACUGUUGUUUAAGGGACCUGUGUACAAGUGCUUGAGUAUUCAGGUGCUUGCAGCUGAAAUUGUAGGUGCUUUUCCUCCUUCCUGGGCCUCCAACUGGGCUUGUGGUUGCAUGGGGGAGACAAAUCCCAAGCCCGUAUUGCUAUGUCAUACAGGUUGCACAGCCAGGAGGAGGAGUGUGGCAAUCAUGGUUCUCACUCUACACCCACACAUUCUCAGCCUCAUGCUCAGUUACGGUUUGGCUUCGCUUUGCUUCCAAACUGGACCAUGGCACUGUUGCAAUGUGGCUUUGUGAGGGUGAGAGGCUGCUGAGAUGGGCUUCAGUUUCAAUUAGCUGAAAAAUCUAAAAGAGCAAGACCCCUCUCUCAAAACCAUUUGACUAAUUUCUGAAUAGCCCCCUUCAAAAAAUGAAUGAAAUGGUAAACCACCAGCCCCUUGCAUCACCUGCUAAGUUGCACAAAGAUUUAAACUGGGGUCUUCCAAGCUUGUUGGCAUCCGCCACUAUGCCAUCCCUUGCCUUGCCAGGCUGAGAGCUGAGUUGGCCUUGCUCAGUAUCGUAAAUGAGUUGGAUCCAUGCUUGUGGCGGCUACCCUCUUACGUUUUCUGAAGACCUUUUUUCCCUUUUCUCUCCCCCCUUCCAGGCGCCAUGAUAGCAGCGGGAGUGGACAGUCUGCCUUUGAGCCCUUGGUGGCCAACGGCGCCCCAGCAUCUUUGGUCCCCAAGUAAGUACUGAGAGCUUUGCCUGGAAAAAGGCUUCCUCCUAAUAGUAUUAACAAAUAAUGGUGGAGUGUAGGGGAGCAGUACUUGUUACACCAAUCAAGUUAAGAGGCCUGACCUCCAUCCUCUCCCCUCCCCUCGCCUGCUUUAAAGUAUUUUUAAAAAGAGAGAAACCACAAUUGGAUCUGCUUCAUCGUGUGUCCUUUGGCGCUGAAAUGCUGCUGUGCACAUGGUUGUGCUAGGAGAGGCAGAUUGAGGCCAUUGUUCAUAUGCGUGGAGAGAAGUUCGAGGUUUGGCAAAUCUCUCCAUGCUCUUCUGGAUAUGAAUUGUGAGGUGAUUUCUGUAAAAGGCCAUCUUCCCAGCAAGGCUUUGACAGAAGGAGAGCCCUGUCGAAGGUGGCUCACCGUGCUACUGCCAUCUCUGCCUCUUGCCCCUAGGCCUGGCUCCCUGAAGCGCUGUCUCCUCCUGUCCCACUGCCUGGAAGAAGGCUCCUCCAAGAGGUCGCGUACCUCCUCCCUCAGCUCCAUCAACAGCCUGCCUGUAGGGGGGAUCCCUAGCUCCAUCCGCAAUGCCAUCGCCAGCUCCUACAGUUCCACCCGGGGCCUCUCACAGGUACGUGCCGGUCCCUUGACUUCUUUUCCCCAUGGUCAGGGAGGCUGGAGAUAUUUAGCAUCACAAGUCAUAAUAUAUUAACUGAGCGGCAAUCCCUUUGUGUAAAUUAAUAAGAAAAUCAGUAGUUCUAAAUCCAGUGUUACAGUACUUACUUUUCAAUGGUCUUCAUCAUCUUAAGUCUCAACUUCAACAGAAAUGUUUUAAUUGUUUUUCUCAUAUUUAAAAAACCAAAAGUUUAUACCUGAGAAGUCAUGCUUAGGUCCCGUCCCCCCCCCCCCCACUGUUAGAGAUUAUACAUUUUCAACUGGUAUAAUUCAUGGCGUGUUGACUGCAACUGAUGAGUCAUAGUCCAAAACAUCUGGAGCCCAGUUUGCAGAAGGCUGCCCUAGUUCUAGAUAAAAUUGAACAUGGGGAUGGCAAAGCCACACUGGACAACUGAGAUGCCCCUAAGAGUUCCCACUUGUAGAAGGCCCAGCUGACAGCAUAUAGCUUUAGUUAAUCUUUGAAAGUUAUCCCUGAAAUGAAAUGCCUUUAGGACAUGGAACAUGAAAGGCCUCUCAGAGUUCCAAAAAUAUUUUCAUCUCCUAGGAACAUUGUUGCUCCGUGUCCUGACUUCUUGUAUCAUCGUACUUCAUCUUAUUUUAUCUUCUAAUUCUCUGGGUUGGCCUGUUGGCCCUUCACCCAGCUACCUGGCGGACAUGAAGCCAGUCUGGAUUUGGUCAGUGCUUGAAUUGGAAGCCCCCAAGAAAGCACUUCCAUCUUGAAUUAUAUGAGAGAACAGCAGGGUGUGAACGUGCUUACAAAGUAUGUUACUUCAUCUGUUGGCUAACAUAGAAGGCAAGAUUUAAUAAUUGCAUUACUCUGAUCUUGCUGUGACUUUUGCUGUGUUCCAGGAUUUCAUUCAUUUUAUAUCUGUUAAGACAGGGGGCAUCUGUGGUGCCCUCCAGAUGCUGUUAGAGUCCAGCAGCCCAUCCAGGCAGGACAACUAAUGGUCAGGGUGAUGGGGGUUCCAGUCAGCAAUGCCUCGAAUGCUGCCAUAGGUUCUCCAUUCUUGGAUUAAAUCUGCUGGCUGGAGCUGAUGGGCACUGUAGCCCAGCAACAUCUGAAGGGCCUCAGGUUGGAUGAGGCUGUGCUAAGUGGUUUCACUAGAGCUCCAGCUAAGAGAUGUGUGAUGCUGCCAUCUCACUCUGCCUCUGCUGUCCUCUUUCCUUCCCUCCUCCAGGUGUGGAAGAGGAGCGGCCCAAGCACCUCUCCUCUCUCCAGCCCAGCAUCCUCCCGUUCUCAGACACCUGAGAGGCCGAACAAAAAAGCAAGAUACCCCAAUGCCAGCCUCACGUGAGUGCAUCUUCUCCCUCCCUGCUUGUGGCAGCGUGGGACCAAGGCCAGGAAGGGCCAAGAGGCCGGCCGGGGGGGUGGUUCAAGGACUCCCCCCUUCCCCAUGGUUCGCAUCCAGAGCAACACCUCCCUUUCCUUUCACAUUGCCACCGUUUUCCUAUGUUGAUGCGCCCUCUGGAAAAGAGUGCUGUUUCUGAGUGAAAGCAUUAGAGGUCUUGUACAAGACCAACUUUGCCUUUGAAUAGGUAGAAGGAUUCUGUGAAAUGGGAAAGCUGACUCCUUAAUGUGGGUGUUUUCGGACAGCACAAGGUACAUUUUAUAGCAAGGGUCCUCCAAGGCAUCUGUUUCCAUAGCUACACCCCUUCACCUGCCAGAGUCUUGAGAGCAAUGAGUCCUCAAGAGUCAGGUCUCACUGGCUUUCUCCUUUUGCUCCAGGGAUGAUGAGUCUCACCAGUCUAUCAACUCCACACCUGUGAGGACAGACAAGGAGGCGCCAGCAGAGAAGAAUGAGUGUGAGUAGGCAGGUGGAGGGGGGCAGGGAUGCUUUGCUAAUAAAAAGGUGGACAUACCUGGAGCAGGAACCAGAUGCGGCAUUGAUACUGUUGUGAUGAUCUUAAAGCAAAAAAAGAACAAACGCAAAACUCUUGGUGGGUGGAGCGGGCGGGUGGGCAGAAUGUUUAUCUCAAUACAGGCUAGUUGGGAAGACUUUAGAAUGGCCGGAGGCAGGGGGUGUAUCUUAACGUGUAGCAAUCCAGAUCUCCCUGGAGCUUCCGCUAUCCCUGGCCUUCAGCCACACUGGCUGUCAGGAGUGAGGGGAGUUGUCAGCAGCGUUUGGAGUGCUGGAUGCUACACGUCUCAACCACCCCAUUUUAGAAGGUUUUUCCUCUCACUUCCCAUGUUCACAUUAUGUCCACCUGGGAUUUAUUAGAAGCUUAAAGUGACAGUAUUUAGAAACAGGCCACCAGUGCUGCAGAAUCCCAAGCCUCCUUUGGCUGGGCAGGGCCUCAUGCAUAAAACCGCAGGCUUACCAACUCUGGCCUCUUCUUCUUGCAGCAGCAGAGAUGCCCCUGCGGAGCAGGCACAACUCACCAGUGUCGCCACCUUCAUCAGGCAGCACUGGCAAGCGCAAGCGGAAGAUCCAGUUGCUCUCCACUCGGCGGGAAGAUAAUUUCACCAUGGUACGCUCCUUCUGUUCUUUUUUCUGGACUUAGUUGGCCUUGAGGACAAGCUUGGAGUGAGUGAGAAUGAGUGAGUGCCAAGCUCUUGACUCACUGCCUUUUGCCUUGACUGAGUCAAAGGUUGCUGACCGCUUUGACUGCCCCUGGUGUAAACAAGGCUGAGCCAGGUAGACUGUCUUGGUGUCAGGCUGCUGCCUCUGCUGCCCCUUGGAGGGCUUUCCCUCCUUCCUCUGGGGGCCCACUGGACUGCCAUGCUCACCUGAAGCAAGCAAUGUCCCUCCUCUUCUCUCCACAGCCUUUUCCGCCUCAGCUGGGCUAUUCUGUCACUGCUGCUGACCUGGAUGCAGAAAAGAAGGCUGCUCUGCAGUGGUUCAACAGAGUCCUGGAGGACAAGACUGGUAGGAGCACCCUCUUCCCUCUGUGUAUGAACUGCCUCAAGUUUAGGGAGGGGAGGGCAUUGGAAUAAGGGGCUUGCAGAGUAAAAUAAAACAGAAAACAGGGAAUUUUGGAUCUCCUCAAGAAGGUCCCUUUAGUGGCUCUCAGGAAUAGCAGGUCUAUCAAUUGGCUUAGUACAUUUGGUUGCCUCCUUGGUUGUUGUGUUUGGGUGCCCCUGGGUUUAUUCUGCAUUUAUAUCCUGCUUAAUACAUUUUUUUUAAGCCCUAAGCACUCUGCUCCUUGCAUGCUGGUCCUCCCCAACAGAUUCCACUCCCAGACUCUCAGUGCCGAUGACCUCACCACCCAGCACCCUGUCUUUCGGGACAAUACCUAACAAGUCCACCGCUGUGUCGCUGGCUGUCACAGCUGCCAGCACCAACCCCCUCCUGGAGAGCCUGAAGAAGAUGCAAGAUGGGCAGAGCUCCUCAGGGCAAGCUGGUGAGUGGUUUGGGGAGGCCUUGGGGGAUGAUAGUAGCUUGGCUAUGAUGUGAUUGAGGGUGCAGCUCUUCCCAAGGGCCUUCCUGCUGCAGAAACCUAGCCAUGCUGGUUUGGAAAGGGGUGUGGGAGGGAGGGAGAUUCCAGAGGGGUUUUUAUACUUGGUUUCUUUAAGGCAUCAUACCAUUAAAAGCUGAUCAAUUGCAGUUUCUCAAGGGGGCACAAAAAAUAGCUUGGGUGACACUUCCUUUCAAGGAGUCAGAAUUUCCUACCUUGGGAGCUUCUCUAAUUUGGAGAGCCUUUUUGCAGGAGAACCUCUUCCAGGGUUGCCAGCCUGAUGUUGAUUUCUACCACCUACCCCAGCCAACCACAGCCAGUCACUAGGCAUGAUGGGAGCUGUAGUCCAACCACAUGUGGGGAGAGGGCGCCUACUUGGCUGCCCCUGCUCUACGUCUGUGUGCUCUAUAAGGCAUGUUUCCCUUUCUGAGAUUGCGGUUCCUAUCAGCCACAGCCAGCAGUGCUGUAUAAUGUUGGGACUGGAGGAAGCUGAACAGUGUUAGCCCACAGCUGGUGGGAGUUUCAGUUGCAGGUGGCUGUUCUUAACGUGGUCUGUGGAAUCCCCGCUCCUAUGUGCGAUAGACUUGCUUGUAGCUUCAUGAAGAGUCUUCCUUGAGGAAUGUCCAGUCUUGUUAAGAUCAGGGAGACCUUAAGUCUCAGGUCAAAACCAGCUGGUUACUCUAAGCCACUUUCCAGGGAUUAAUGGACAACAACUACAUCAGAGGAGGUGGGGAGAGAGAGGUUGGCACAGUAUUCUGGAAUUCCUGACAAGUUUCUUGAGGGCACAGACUCCCCUCCCCCACAAUUUGUUUCUUUGCCGUGUGCAGAUGUUAGUUUCUGUCAAGACAGAUGAGUUACCGUAUUUUCCGCUCUAUAACACGCACCUGACCAUAACACGCACAUCGUUUUUAGAGGAGGAAAACAAGGGGGGGAUUCUGAAUGAAACAGUGGAUGUAUCAUUUUUGUGCUUCAUGCUGUGGCCACAGACAUGUGAUCUGAUGGUGAAUUUGGGGUGACCCAAUGCAAAGAUCCUGAGGAUCCAUGUGGAUCCAUGCUUUGUAACCACGUUUUAAGUGGGGAGGGAAGGAAAAACACAGAAGGGACAAGGAGCACGAGAGGGGUGUGCAGAGAAGCAGCUGGCUAAGAAUGCAGGAGAGGGGUUUAACGGGAGGGAGGAAAGGAAGGCAAAAGUUCCCCCCCACCCAAGCCAGCCCCUCUCUCUCUCUCUCUCUCCCCCCCCCCCCUGCAUGUUCCUAGAAUGCUUCCCUGGACGCAGCACCGGAGCACAGAGAGGAAUUGGAAGGAAGGACGUGAUCCUUUCCUUUCCCCUCUGCUUGCCUGGAGGGCAGGGGAUUUCCCUGCUCUUUGUUCCGUUUGAGCAAACACAGGAACCGAAACUGAAGCGGGUGGGCAGUAAGACCCUGAGGCAGAAUGCAGGAAGCAUAGCUUCCUCUUUUCUGGCUUCCCUCCUCCCUUGACUGCGCGAUCUAAUUUUUGCCUGAUUUUUGCCCCUACACUCGGUCCAGUUGGCUCCAGGGACCACACAUUCGCUCAAUAACACGCACAGACAUUUCCCCUUACUUUUUUGGAGAAAAAAUCUGCGUGUUAUAGAGAGAAAAGUACGGUCAGUCUCGGCCCUCUUCAACCUCCCUGUAUGUAAUCACAGCUGGGGUGGCUGAAGGAGAAUAUACAAGUUGCAGGAUUUAACAUUUGACACUGCAUCUUAAAGGCAAGCUGAAGACUGUGAUAUCUGAUGAAGGAGGAGGCUGGGUGGGCAUUGAGAAAAAAUAGUGGUUGUCUGAUGCAAAACAGAGAACUGUUGUUAAUGAGCUUUCCCUGUUGAGCAGCAUUUCCUCUCUGGUAUAGUGACAAUGCUCUUCCUCCCCUGCUAUUCCAGGUCCUGGCUCUGCUGCAGAGACCCCUCCGCUGUCAGCUCCUUCUCCUUCCCUGGAUUUGGGCUCUUCCAUGCCCAUGAGCUCCCCUGAGGUGACCAAGGCCCCACUGUUGUCGCUUGGUGUCCCAGCGCCCCUGGCUACUACAGCACUGUCUUCUUCCUCCAGUGCUGCCCAGCCUGCCAGCAGCACCUGCAGCCCAAUGGCUGCCUCCUCUUCUGAGCUGGGGCAGACUCCAGCACGGCCUGCCUCUGCCCCGAAGCCCAGCACCCUCUUUGGGAUUCUUACUAGCCCUCCUGCAGCCCCUGUGUCAACAACAACGACUGCCUCUCCUGCACCUGAGGCAGCACCCAUGUUCAAGCCCGUCUUUGGCAGCCUGGUGAAGAGCGAGGGGCUGGGUUUCUCCUUGAGUAGCACCACCACGACUGGGCCUGCCCCAGCUACUGGGACUCUGCCCUCCUCCUUGGCUGCUCCUCCUGUCACUUCCAGCAGCACUUUCAAGCCCGUCUUUGGGGCUCCGCCCCCACCAGCCACCUCAGCUCUUCCUGCAACAGUGGCAGCUGCCUCGCCGUUCACCUUCCAGCCGGCGCCCGUGCCCACCCUGCCCGCCAGCAGCUCCACCACCACAGCCACGCCUGGGUUCCCCAUUCCCCUGGAGGCCACUGUGACCACCACUGCAGCAGCUCUGCUCUCCUCCACAGCUGUCUCCUCAAGCAAGGCAGUCUUUGGCUUUGGGCCCACCAUGCCGGCCUCCACAGCUGCACCUAGCAGCACCUCUGCCACCGCACCAGCAUCAUCCCAACAUCCCUCGCUCUUUGGGGCCCCAUCCACUAGCGGCACUGCUCCCCUUUUCCAAUUUGGCAAGCAGGUUGCCCCCACAGGUCCCACUCUCAGCCCCUUGGUGAGCUCUGCCUUCAGCCAGGCACCCUCCUGCAACACAGAGGUGGCUCCCAGCACCACCACCACGACAGCAGGCUUCAGCCUCUUCGGCAACAGCAGCGCCACAACGACCCCUUCGGCCACAACACAGCCUCCCCUGAUGUUUGGGUCCGGCGCCUCUGCAUUCACAGGGGGCUUUGGCACGGCUUCCAAGCCACCGCCUCCGUACCCAACGGACACCAGCCAGCUGGCUUUGGACACAACAGUUGCCGAGAGUCAGCAGGCAGCCACCAAGCCAUCUGCAGGGCCUGUGAGCUUUGAAUCUCAUUUCAGCUUCUCCCAGCCAGCGGCCCAACCAGCUUUUGGCAGUCCCUCACAGACACCCUUCAGUGGGACUGGGCCCCUACCAUCCUUUGGUGCAAAAAGCACCACCCAGCCAGCGUUUGGAGCCACCACCUCUGUCUUCUUUGGGACGGCCACGACCUCCACCACGUCGGGCUUUGGGUCCAACACUCAGACCACGAGCAGCAACAGCAGUGCAGGAGGCCCAGUGUUUGGGAGCUCAGCUCCCACUCCCUUCAGCUUUGGAGCAGCCAACCAGGCCCCUGGAGCAGUCAAUGCCUUUGGCAUGGGUGCAGCUGCUGCUGCUGGCACUGCAGGUCCCGGAGCGGCUCCCGUGAGCUUUAGCUUUGGCAGUGGACAGAUUGGGGCAGCAGGGGCAGCGGCAGCGGCAACACCCUUUGGAUCUUCUUUGGCACAAAACCCUCUGGGGGCCCAGAGCCAGAGCUCUGGUUUCGCUUUCAACAUCCCUGGCACGCAAGAGAGCAAGCCAGCCUUUGGAGGUGAGUCGUUCCCCAACCUGGGAUGGACACACAUACCUGGGUCCUGGGCAAGGGAGGUGGAGGGCAGGGUGGGUCUGCUGCAGCCAUGCCCCUAGCUCCUUUCUCUCCAGGGUUGGCCGCCUUUAAAAAACAGGUUGUAAAUACGACUGCAUUUGCCCACUGUCACCAUUCUUCACCCUCUUCUCUUUGCAAAGCCUGAGAAUUUGUGAGACAGUGUGAGGCACAAUCUGUUAAACGUAGGGGAAGGGAGGAGAGAAACGCUUUCCCUGCCACAUGGAGGUUCUGUGUGCACUCACUCCCCUGAAUCCAGGUCUUAGGUCCAUGCUCCUCUCUCCUCCUUAUUUCCAUCCCUUUUCCUCCACUCCUAGUCUAAAGUUUUAGAUCUUCCCAAAGCCUGGAUUUUGACAGCAGAAUAAAUCAUGCAAAGUCUCUGGGUGUUCACAGAUGCCGAGGUUUUUAUUCUUUGCUGGACUCGCUCUGCCUUUCUGCUGGGCUUUGGAGCAUGAAGCUUCAGUCCUCCAUGUCAGUGACAGACUGAGGCAUGUUGAGAGAGGAGGGGGACAUUUCUCCCUGGGCUGGGAGACAGGCGGGUCCAGACUGACCUGUCUCAUUCUGUCCAAUUGGCCUUGCAUAGGAGGGCAAAGGCAGAGAAGGACUGGCUCUUUUACUCCCAGUCCCAUGCAGUAAAGCGCAGAGACUAGCAUCUUGGCUUUGUUUCCCCUUGGAUGCAUGUCCCUACUCUGGUCGGCCUCUCAUUUCACCACCUUUUGGUCUUCUAGGAGCUCCACCACCCACAUUUGGGCAGAGCUCGCCAGCACCAGGUGCGGGCACAGUGGGGGGCAGCACCCUUUCCUUUGGAACAUCCAUCACCCCCACCUUUGGAAGUGCCGGACCUCCUUUUGGUAAGAGUCUGGGAAGAUGUAGCAGAGUUUUAUGGGACAGGAUUUCUGUCUGCUUCCUUGCUCCCAUGAACUUGAGGGGGUUGGGUGAAUGGUGGGGGGCUGUGGGAUCCCCCAGCAUACAUUUCCCCCCAUCCAGCCGGCCCUGUGUGGCAGAAGGGGCUGUUGCUGUGAGCCCUCCGACCUUGGUCUAUGUAGCCGAGACUGAUAUGGGGGCUUCUUGUUGCUUCUCUGUCUUUCCCUGCAGGACCCCCAGCCCCCACCUUCUCCAUCGGGGCAGGAUCCAAGACUGGCUCCCGCCAGCGGCUACAAGCCCGGAGGCAGCACACCCGAAAGAAGUAGCCAAGAGAGACUUCCUGGCUGGGCUCCAGCUCCCGGCCAACCUGCUGUCGGGCCUAGACUGGCCUGGGCACAGCACCUGCCCAACGGAGGCUGCUGCUUCUACAGCUCACCCUCAGCAGGACUGACUGGCCUAGGGGCCACGUUGUCUCUGACGUCCGCAGGAAGUUACCCAGAGCAAUUUUUACCCCCUCAAACGGGACAGGAGAAACCAAGCCCUUUUUACUUGAACAGUCCAUGACUGAGUCUGGAUUAAAUUUUGUACAUAUCGGCUACUUUCCCUUUCCCCAUGUGAGCAGCCCCCUGUGGAUCCCUCUUCCCUCCCAUCCACCUUCUUGCCUUACCUCAACCUGCUCCCUUUUCUGGCUGCCAAGGGAGGGCAGUGUGCCGGGAGGAGGCCAGCAGCGGUGUGCCAGUUUCCACCUGGAGCCCCCUCCCCUCUUCCUGGAGACAAGUGGCAGAAGGUUCUCCUGAUCCAGGGCAGAGGCCCCCCACACCAAGGGCUUGGGGUCCUUUUCCGAUGAUGCUGUGGCCCACACCACCUUCAGAGCCCCUUUGCAGCUGGCAAAACCACCUUGCCGAGGCUCCAUGGUUGCAGUCACUGUGCUGGGGGCCCUUCGCCGAAACACUAAUCACUGUUCCUCCGUGGCUGGGACCCCCUCCGCAGUCAGGGAGAUGCUGGGGUGGGAGCCAAGAGGUAGCUCCCCACCUCACCCCCCCUUGCUGCUGCUGCUGCUUCACUUGAGCCCCUGCCCUCUUCCAUCUCCCCUCCCCCAAUCAUCCGUCUGUCUGUUCUGCUCACAGAAUGUGUUCUUUCUUUCCCUUUCCUUUUUUUUUUCUCAAUUGCUCUGUGAAUCGAGUUUGGAGGAAGAAUUUAAUUGUAUGUGUGGCGGCAUGUUGGUAAUGCCGGACUUGCUGUAAACAUUUCUUUUGGGGGGUGGCUGUCUUGUCUCCAAGGGAGACGAACCCCGCCGAAUUGGGUGUGGACGGUGGUGGUAGCAGCAUCGCUGCUGCGUGGCUACGUGUGCCGAGUGGAGCCAAGCACUCGGGAGUUUUCAGACUGGGAGGCUGGCAGUGCUAAGCAGGGGGCGGCUCUGUGUGCAUCAUCUGGGAGGAGGAGAGGGAGGUGAAGCAAGGCUGCCCUCCCUAGCAGGGCUGCACAGCUCCAGCGCCUUUGACUCCCUGCACUGGAUUGGCGGGGGGAGAGAAGAGGCUCCAAUGUGGAAGGGCUCUGCAGUCUGCCAGGGUUGCCAUGGCACAAUGCUGGCUGCCCUACUACACAGCACUGCUUGCAAGAGGCUCCAGCAAGCAAAAGAGCACCCCCUCCUCUUCUAAGGAGCUCCCUUCAUUUUGGGAAAGAACAUCCCAGCUCCUCUCCCCCCCCCCCCGCCUCCCUCUUGAAGCGCGAAAGCCCAGUGUCUGCCAGCUUUUUUCAUACAGUGGAGACAACGGUGUGAGAGUGUGUGCGUGAGCCUGCCUAAUUCUAAAUUUAAGAAAAAAAUAUUUAAACAUUUUUUAACAAAAUGAAACUUUAUUUUUGUAUUUAAGCUAAAUUGCCUUUGAAUUCCUUCAAGCUUGGUUCAUAGAAGUGUGUGAAAGUGCAAAGCUGUUCAUUAGGAAAUUAGCUGGGGCGGGGAGCUCUGAGGAGCGGGAGGUGGCCGGGCUGCAACAGUCUCAGGCUGGGAGCCCCUCGUCUGCCUCCCCCCGCCCCAUCCCAUUCCAUGUUCUUGUUUUAUAAUGUGGAUGUGGCUUUGUCUGUCCUGUAAUGCUUGAGAGCUCUUGCACAUUUAGAGGGUGCCUGGCAUGGGGAGUGAGCGUUCUGUCUGGGCUAUUGGAGAGGCAGUAGCCAAAAGCUUCCAUCCAGCCCCUGGAUGUGGGGUGGGGGGAGGUUUCUAAAAGAACGAGGCUUCCACAGAUCACUGCCUGACAUUGGCAUGCUGGUAAUAAGCGGAGCAGUGCCUUGCUAUGGGAAUGGUGCUGUCUUUAAGAACCCCCUUUGUAUCCCUUCCCCCCCCCCCCCAAAGAAACCCAAUUCUGUGAAAGUGGAGACAACAAGUGCUUCCUGAGCUCGGGCUGCCUCUCUCCCUUUACCUCAGUCACGUCUCUGCCCAGCCAGGUAGCCACCACAUCCUGAGCUUGCUAAGGGAAACAGCUUGGGACCCUCCCCGCCACCCCAGGCUGCAGCCUUUCCAUUGAUUGUGUGCAGAGUGCCAGCGUCAACUGUGUGAGUGGGAUGACGUCUGUGAGGAUGGGGAGAAUGAUUGACUUUUUUUAAAAAAAGAAAAUGUCGCAAUGAAGACUUGGAUCAUUCCUGUUGAGGGUUUUAGCGUGAAUGUGCAAUUUCUUUUCCUUGCUUAUGUUGAUUUAAAAUAAAACAAAACUGCUUGAGA